Malassezia vespertilionis is the source of this 1581-nucleotide messenger RNA. RefSeq names its product protein phosphatase regulator (gene REG1). The coding region runs from base 1 to 1581 and encodes 526 amino acids. The record is from RefSeq and is a predicted model, not a curated record. Gene Ontology annotation, biological process: protein catabolic process in the vacuole; cellular response to glucose starvation. The transcript is spliced from 2 exons. Lineage: Eukaryota; Fungi; Basidiomycota; Malasseziomycetes; Malasseziales; Malasseziaceae.
AUGCUUUCCGCACCCGAGCCGUACCCAACCGUGUCCAACAGUACUCCAGCUCCGGACGAUGCGCAGAUCGUCAGCAAGAUGCCAGAGAUAUGUGUUGACUACCUGAGCCACGAAUGGAAGGACGAGGAUGUGUGGAAUAGCUGGAAAGCCAUGACGAAGAAGAAGAACGAGAUAUCGAAUGGUGUGCGCUUGGAGAAUGCCAGCUGGCGUACUUGGGCAAAGCAGCGCGGCAGGCUCAAGACAAUCAGCCCCGAGACGCUCAAUUGGUUGAAAGAGAGUGAUGUUACAUGGCUGUACGGCCCUUUGCAUGGGCCGACAAAUUCCGUUCCUGCGCCAAAGGUGGCCACUACAGCAGAACGUCUUGGAAUCGAGGAGCCAUCGUGCAUCGCAGGCAAGAAAUCGAUUCUUAAACACCGCACCUUGUCCGAAGUACUCCGCACACCACGCAACAUCUCCCCUGAAGAGGACAUAGACGAACAGUUCAUGCGCGACGCUGGCGGGCUCAGUCCUCCUCCAGCGCUCCGCACUUCGCUCCGACGCAUCGAGUUGCUGGAACAAGAAAGCGACACACCCAACACGCCUGAAAAACCGAAGCGCCACAUUAGUUUUAACCACCGCGUCGAGCAAUGUGUGGCGCUUGAGCAUCCUAGCGGGACAGACUCGUAUUACGGUGGCGCGUACGACGAGUACUCGGACGAAGAUGAUUAUUCCGAUACCGAUAGCUACUCUGACUCUGCCACGCAACAGGACUCUGUCAUGAGUGGGCAAUCGCACCACUCUUCUAGCAGCAGCGAGCAGCGGCCCACGAUUGCUAUCUUGUCGCCGACCGAGCUCAAGACACCGCACGAGUAUCUACUGGACCAGGCGCCUGCCCUGAAUUCCAGUCGUUUUACCGACAGUGACGACGAUAUGUACGCAGACGACGAUAUGCGCUAUUCGAUGGUCGAUCCCGUCUCUGUAACGCAGGACCUUCCUUUGGACCAAGACGACUACGAUUAUUCGGCAUCCGACGAGGAGUACGAUGCUUCCAACCAUCUCCAGUCCGUAUCCAACAGCGCAUGCCAAAGACAUCCGACAGAUGCUGACACUCAUGUUUUAGGUACGGCGCACUAUGAACAGGGCGCAGAUGAGCGGGUAUCCGGCUCAUCUUUGCGUGGCCAAUCAUCGCAGCAAUUUUUGCAAGACCGGCCAUCUGAAUCUUGGAGUCCCCGCUCUACGAUACCCCCCCAUACUUUUGAUGAGACAGAAUCCGACGCGUUGGUCGUCGACGUGGAAAAUUUGCCGCGUUAUUCUCUUGCGGAGGAGCGCGUGCAGCACAGCCGGGGCUUGCAAGAUGACUCAGCAUCGCCUAGAUCCCAGAAGCAGCGGACUACGUCGUUAAACACAUCUACGCAUGAUGUGCCAAGCACACAGGCACUACCAAAUACAUUAAGUGACCCAACUAUGCUGUUUGUCGACGAGGACGAAGGGUACCCAAGCGGCCUCAUUUCCAGCGCCGUGGAGAUCAUCAACACGGCGCGCGAUCUCGCUGGGACGCUGCUGGGGACGGAACCGCUUGGAUCACAUACUUGGUACGAGUAG